Hipposideros armiger (great roundleaf bat) is the source of this 2542-nucleotide messenger RNA. Its product is annotated as zinc finger protein 599-like. Gene Ontology annotation, cellular component: nucleus. NCBI's taxonomy places the organism in Eukaryota, Metazoa, Chordata, Mammalia, Chiroptera, Hipposideridae. The coding region runs from base 260 to 1591 and encodes 443 amino acids. The transcript has 4 exons. The record is from RefSeq and is a predicted model, not a curated record. Gene Ontology annotation, biological process: regulation of transcription by RNA polymerase II. Gene Ontology annotation, molecular function: DNA-binding transcription factor activity, RNA polymerase II-specific; RNA polymerase II transcription regulatory region sequence-specific DNA binding.
GAUUUUGCGUCCCGUAUGGUUGGGCGGGAUUUCCGGUGUUACUGGUCACUUGGCUCCUCCAUCCUGGGUGUUCUGUGCACACCGGGCCCGCCUGGACUGGCAGCUGUGCGGCAGUUUGCAGAGAAGCACCGUAAGGAGAGGCAGCCACCUCCGCGUCUUGUAGGAUCUGGAGGCGUGUUCGAGUAAGCUCACUAGACCGUCUCUCCGCUUGUCUUGGCCCCCGCUCGGUUCGCGGACUUCCUGGUCGGUGUUAGCUCUCAUGGACCUAGCGCAGGCAUCCAUUACCUUCAAGGAUGUGGCAGUGACCUUUACCCAGGAUGAGUGGGGGCAGCUGAAGCCUGCCCAGAAAACCCUAUACAGGGAAGUGAUGCUGGAUACCUGUAGGCUCCUGGUCUCUCUGGGAUGCCCAGUUCCCAAAUCAGAGCUGAUCCACCUAUCAGAGCACAGGCAGGAGCUAUGGAUGGUGAAGAGAGGCCUCUCCCAAAGUGUCUGUCAAGGAGCCAGAGCAAAAUCAGAAACUACAGAGGCAACCACUUCUCAGCUGCUCUUGUCCAAGGGGUCCUCACUUCAGUUACGGCUGAGACAGGGAGCUUCAAGGAACUCCAGGGCUAGAAAAACCAAAACUCAGGAAGGGCCAUCAGAAAUGCAGGAAGGAACCUUAAGGCCAGUGAAAGACCCCCACAAGAAGACUGGCACUGGGAAGAUGAACCCUAAAUGCAGUAAGUUGGGGACAGGUGACAGUCUACACUCAAGGAUUUUACAGCCGCGAGUCUCCCCAGUAGGUGUUCUCCAUAACAGUCACGCACACAGACGAGUUAAAGACCCCAUGAAACAAGCAGGGAAGAACCAUUAUGAAUACAGUGACUGCCAGAAUGUCAGGAAUCGGGAUCUCGUACGUGACUGUGUCCGUGCUAAAGCAAAGCCCUAUGAGUGCAUACAGUGUAGGAAGACCUUCAGCUGUACAUCAGACCUCAUGCAGCACCAACAGAUUCACACUGGAGAGCAGCCUUUUGAGUGCAAAGAAUGUGGUAAAACCUUUUGCAACAGUUCUGCUCUCAGGCGACACACGAAGAGCCACGCUGAAGAGAAACCCUAUCAGUGCAGUAAAUGCGGAAAGGCCCUCCUCAACCAUUCUAAUUUAAUUAAGCAUCGGAAGACCCACACUGGAGAAAAACCCUUUGUCUGCAAAGACUGUGGGAAAGCCUUUUGCUACAGAUUUAACUUGAGCCAACACAUGCAGAUUCACACUGGAGUGAAGCCCUAUGAGUGCAGUGAAUGUGGGAAAGCUUUUUGUCGCAAGUCACACCUCACGGAGCACAGGCGGAUUCACACAGGAGAGAAGCCCUAUGAAUGCGAUAAAUGUGGAAAGUCUUUCUCCUUCCACUCCGGUUUUAUCCAACACAGUUGGAUCCACACUGGCGAGAAACCCUUUAAGUGCAAAGAGUGUGGGAAAACUUUUUGCUCCAAGUUUAAUUUGCGUCAACACAUGAAUAUUCAACACAUUGGAGGGAAGCCCCACACGUGCAAUAAAUGUGGAAAGGCCCUCAGUCAACACUCACCUUGUGUUCAUCAUAUGACUCACACCGGCUAAAACCCUUUGAAUGCAGAGUCUGUGGGAACGCCUUUUGCUACUACUCUGUUUCAGUAGACACUUGAAGAGUCACACUGGAGAGGAGCCCUAGGAAUGCAUCAAGUGCGGGAAAGCUUUCAUUCUCAAGUCCCACCUCAUAAGACACCAACAGAUUCCCAUGAGAUAAGCCAGUAAAUGUGGAAUUGGUUUCACUUAAUAUUCAUCUUUAUCCAGCAUAAUAGGAUCCUUACUGUAGGAAACAGUAUUUUUUUUUUUUUACUACUUCAUAAAAUAACCAAAACACCCCCUCCCUUGCUCUCCUGCUCCCAUGGUUACAUCCUCUCAUUCACCUCUCCCGUACACCACAAUGGCCUAUUUUCUCCAAGGUCACUGGCUCCAGACAGGACUGUGCGGGGUUUCCUGCUUAGUGCUCUGGAGCCCGGUCUCUAGAGCCAUAACACUUGGUGUCAAAUCCUAACUCGGCUGGCUAGGAGCUGUACUGCCCUGUGCAGGUUACUAAAAUUCUCUCUGCUUCAGUUUCCUCAGUGGUAAAUGGGUAAUUUAGUAAUGUAGUACUUACUGCACAGGGCUGUUGUGAGAGUAAAUGGUUUCAUGUAUGACAAAUCUAAGACAGAAUCCGUUGCUCCCUGAGUGAGUGUGGGUUUGGCAGUUAGGGUCCUACUGUGUCAUGCCUGGAUUCAAGACCUUUAUGAAGCAAUUUGUGAAGUUUUUGGUUAAACAGCACAGAUACCAGAGACAGUCAGACUCAGAUUCCCGGCUUGGAUCAGGUGCUUACCAUUUUCGCCCAUUUCAGCAAAUCAAAUUACUUCCCUCAACCUUCUUUAUCUUUGUCUACAAAUGGCGCCUUUCAAGGAAACUGCCCCAUUUGGAUACCAUUAGGAACACCUAGAAUGAACUCAUUCCGUUUUACUUAGGAUAUAAAAAGACUCUAAGACAUAAAGAGCAACAUCA